CCUUUCUAAAUACCUGCCUGUAAAGUUUGUUCCAAGAUGAACCCAAUCCAAUCCAGCCCAACAAGAUGCCUCAUUGAAGUGACAUUGUUCCGCCUCGAGCAGCAGGACACCUGUACAGUGAUGUCAUGGAACAGCAGCCAAUAGGAGGAAUGGCCUCUGCGACAUCGUGGUCUGAGGAGGACUUCUCCUGUUCCAUCUGUCUGGAUGUGUUCAACAGCCCAGUUACCACACCAUGUGGACACAACUUCUGCAGAACCUGUAUUACAGUGUUCUGGGAUGACAUGGUCCAGUACAAAUGUCCUGUCUGCAACGAGCUGUUCCACACAAGACCUGUUUUACGGGUUAAUACCUUCAUAUUAGGGAUGGUUGAUCAGUUUAGAAGUUCUGUACGAGUCAAAGAGCAGCCUUGCGUUGAACCCGGAGAAGUUCCUUGUGACGUCUGUACUGGGACCCAGCUGAAGGCAGUGAAGUCCUGCCUGGUGUGUUAUACCUCUUACUGCCAGACCCACCUGGAGCCACAUCAGAGAGUCUCCCGUCUGAAGACACAUCAGCUGGUCGACCCUUUGGACAGUCUGGAAGACAGGAUGUGUAAGAAACACGGCCGACUCCUGGAGCUCUUCUGUCAGACUGACCAGGUGUGUGCGUGUGUGUUGUGCACAAUGACAGACCACAAGUCACAUCCUGUUGUACCUCUGAAGGAGGAAUAUGAAGUGAAGACGGCCCAGCUGGGGAAGAUAGAGGCUGAAGUUCAGCAGAUGAUCAAGGAGAGACAACGAAAGAUUAAAGACAUCAUAGACAGGGUGGACCACAGCAAAGCAGACGCAGACAGAGAGAUAGCCGAUGGUGUGCAGGUCCUCACUGCUCUGAGGCGCUCUGUUGAAAAGUGUCUGGAUGAUCACAACAAAACGGUUCAAGAGAAACUGAAAUCCACAGAGAAAGAAGCUGAAGGCCUCAUCAAAGAGCUGCAGCAGGAAAUAAAAGAUCUGACCAAUAGAAGCUCAGAGGUGAAGCAGUUCUCCCAAACUGAAGACCACCUCCACCUCCUCCAGACCUUCAGAUCCCUGAAGGAUCCUCCACCCACCAGGGACUGGACCACGGUGGAGGUCCGUCCUCCAUCAUACGUUGGGACCUUGAGGAGAGCCCUGGAUCAGCUGGAGGAGACACUGAACAUGGAGGUGAAGAAGGUGCCUGACCUGAGAUCAGCUCUACACAAGUAUGCCUGUGACCUCACACUGGACCCCAACACGGCCUACAGACUCCUCUCUCUGUCAGCCGCUGGUCGGUGCGCCGAGAGUAUGGCGGCGUUCAGGGAGCUCAGCCGCAAGCAUGGUUUCAAGAUCUCCACCACCUUCCCGUGUUCAGUGGAGGACUGCAGUCUGGCAGUGGCAGGUGUUGUCGUGCACAGCAGUAUCAGGCCCACGGGGGGGAGGGUCUUAAGCUUGGGUCUCCACCUCUGCUCCGCCUCCUUCCUCUGUCUGUCCGCCCAGCACGCCUUCACCUCCAGCCCGGUGAUGAACAGUGAGGUGAUGGGUUUGUGUGUGUUUGAUGUUUGGUGUCAAUGUGCUGAUGAGGGGUACGAUGUCUGUGGAGAAGCGGCCCGCACCAGGACAUCCUGGAGGUCCCAGGACGUCCUGGAGGUCCCAGGACUUUCCUUCCCAGUCCGGGUCCUGUUCCUUGUCCCGGUCCGGGUCCUGGUCCAGGCCCCGCUCCUGGUCCUAGUGCGCGUCCUGGUCCCGGUCCCAGUCCCAGUCCGGGUCCUGUUCCUUGUCCCGGUCCGGGUCCUGGUCCAGGCCCCGCUCUGGGUCCUAGUGCGCGUCCUGGUCCCGGUCCGGGUCCGGACCUGGUCCUGA
Molecule: messenger RNA, 1850 nt
Organism: Gadus morhua (Atlantic cod)
Lineage: Eukaryota; Metazoa; Chordata; Actinopteri; Gadiformes; Gadidae
Product: E3 ubiquitin/ISG15 ligase TRIM25-like
Exons: 7
Coding region: 126-1850 (574 amino acids)
Molecular function (GO): zinc ion binding
Source: RefSeq, a predicted model, not a curated record